Molecule: messenger RNA, 2200 nt
Organism: Daphnia magna
Lineage: Eukaryota; Metazoa; Arthropoda; Branchiopoda; Diplostraca; Daphniidae
Product: alpha-(1,3)-fucosyltransferase C
Exons: 7
Coding region: 809-2065 (418 amino acids)
Cellular component (GO): membrane
Molecular function (GO): alpha-(1->3)-fucosyltransferase activity
Source: RefSeq, a predicted model, not a curated record
UUGGUGUCGCUAGCUGAGAAUUGGUUGCUUCUAUCAUAAUUUCUACCCGUAAAGUAGAUUACUGUUCCAAUUUCGUGUAAUACCUAACCCAUUUUAAUUUCUCAUUUUGGAAGACCAGAAUUUAAGAAAGAAAGCAAAAAUUUCAGCUUUUCUUGUGAUAAGACUGAUAAAUUGUUUGUUUUUUGGUUUUUAGAGACCAAGAGUAACCACACGCAUUUUAAAACUAAUGACUACUCUAAACUCUAAUCAUAAAAGGGCUAAAGGCAUACGUAUAGUUAGUUAAUUUCACUAGUAAUUUUUUAAGCCCCCACUUUUAAAAAUUGUUGAAGAUAUCACCAGUUCGCACUGGAAAAAUCAAACUGAUCUUUUUCAAAAGAACCAAAACAGAUAACACCAGAUGGCCAACUUUUCGGGCCGAUCCCUACUAGUGACUACACCUACACCACUCAGUAUAAAAUCUUCCUAUGUUGAAAUUCCGAGUGUUUUGUUCAACAAGCGGUGGUAUCGGUUGCGGCGCUCGUUGUUGGCUCUGCGUCCGUUGGUUAUUUACCUGUGUCUGCCUCUGUUGCCUCAACUUGUUUGUUGCUUUUGGUCGCCAGGGGAUAGCCGUAGUAUACUAGUGAUCAGAGUUUCAUGCAGACAUUGUUGCGUAGAACUGUAAUACUGAGCGAAGAAAGCCACAGUUCUUUUAAUCGCGUAGUGUUCUUCUUUUCUGAACACCUCAGUCAGUGAGCAGAAGUCAGCGCAAGUGUUUGUUCAAAAUAUUCCGUCCAGCUUACGUGUUCACACUCAAGACCACAGUUCGGUCAUGCAUGUGUUCCAAACGCUGUUUUCGCGACUAGAUCGCCAUCGUGUGUUUUACGUGCUAUGGCUUCUCUUCUUGCUUAACAUCUUCACCUUCAAGCAGCUGACGCUCAGUGAGGAUGACAAUGACAGUAAAGAGAUGGUUAUGGUCAAGCGCAUUGACCGAUCCAUCCUUCGGCAACUUGACAUGAAAAAAAUUCUCAUGUGGAAUCCAUGGUAUGGUGACUUUGGCUUCGCGCUAGACGACGAUUUUGCUUUCAGUCGUGUGGGAUGCAAGUUUACCAACUGUAUCUUGUCAAAAAACAAAAAUAUAGUUACGCCGGAACAGGCAGAUGCAAUAGUCUUCCUCUACACGAACUUGUGUGAGUUACCAAAAGUUCACGGCCGCCAGGAAUUUCAGCGAUUCGUUUUGUUAACGGAUGACCCCCCAAUGUGCUACCCACGAAAUUAUUUCGAAAGGACGAACCUGUUUGGAAGUUUCUUCAAUUGGACAAUUUCUUACCGCGAAAAUGCCGAUGUAACAUGGAAGAGGGGCUGGAUCGAGAAGCUGGAAAAGCCAACAAAGAAGAAUUCUCUCACACAAAUCCGGUUGCGAACUUAUGAUAAGAAAAAGAAACUAGUCGGUUGGUACGUAGCUCGAUGUGGAUCCAUGAGCAAGCGCGAAGGAUACAUUAAUGAGUUGAAAGAAUAUAUACAAGUGGACAGCUUCGGCCCGUGUGGCAAUAUGAGCUGUCCUGAAACCAAUGGAUCGCCAGGUGAAGCCCUUCAACCCUGUCUCGAUAUGUUAGCCGAUAACUACAAAUUCGUUCUGGCAUUCGAGCGUUUUAUUUGUGACGAUUUUGUCACCAAAAGGUUUUUUGAUAUUCUCAGCCGUGAAACAGUGCCUAUUGUCUUUGGAGGCGCUGAUUACGCGCGAAUAGCACCACCGCAUUCGUUUAUCGAUGCGCUUUCAUUCAACCCUAGGCAAUUAGCCGAUCGCUUAUUGGAACUUGAUAAGAGUGAUCGUCAAUACUAUCGUCACUUUUGGUGGAAAGAUUUUUAUCAGGUGCAUUCAGGCUACCAGGAACUAUCUACCCGCCCAUUUUGCGACUUAUGCGAAAAGCUCAAUAGUAAUCUACCUCGCAAAGUUUAUCGUGAUAUCGACGCGUGGUGGUACAACAGCACAAAGUGCUCCGGCCCGGAAGACCAUGGAAUCGUGAUACGCAACAAGGGAAACGAGGACUUACACAGCAUCCAAAUCCCAUGGUCUUUGGAUGACUAAACUGUUCAAAGUGUGCAAAUUGUAGCAGCUCAAGUCAAAAGCGCAUAGUUCAAUCUACAAUGAGCUUGUAUUUCUACGUUUUAGAUGUAAUGACGCCGUGAUUUUCUGUUCAGCAAUACACAAAAUACUAUUUCA